Myxocyprinus asiaticus (Chinese sucker) is the source of this 1861-nucleotide messenger RNA. RefSeq names its product cytokine-inducible SH2-containing protein-like. The transcript is spliced from 3 exons. The record is from RefSeq and is a predicted model, not a curated record. Gene Ontology annotation, biological process: intracellular signal transduction; phosphatidylinositol phosphate biosynthetic process. Bases 540 to 1208 code for a protein of 222 amino acids. Gene Ontology annotation, molecular function: 1-phosphatidylinositol-3-kinase regulator activity. Gene Ontology annotation, cellular component: phosphatidylinositol 3-kinase complex. NCBI's taxonomy places the organism in Eukaryota, Metazoa, Chordata, Actinopteri, Cypriniformes, Catostomidae.
CACAAACAUUAAUCACAAACAUUAGGAAGCAAUUACUGAUUAUCGCCACAAUAAAACUCCCACAUGAGUCACUCAAGGAUAAUUUUGGUGCUCGUUCAUUACCCACGAGACUGCUGUAUGCUUGUAUGAGAAAGAAGAGGGGAUCGAUUCUCUCGGUUUCACAGAGCUGUACUGUCGAUGGCGUCACAGGCGUUAAACAUGGGGGGGAUUCUCAGAAAUCCGUUUCUGGGAAGUCAGACGAGAUGAACAAGCCAAACCCUGCAGUGUUUCGCUUCUUGUUCAGUUUUCGAGAACCAUGUCUGCUCCGCGUUAUUGACUCGUGUAUUUUGUUAAAAAAAAUUAUUCAAGCCGCGCGCACCUCUAUGACAGACGCAGAUAGACUCACAACGUUAGUUUACAACAUUUCUAUGAUUGAGAAAUAUCACUGAGCUAUUUGUCAUCGCUUGAGGACGGUGAAAUUAUUUUUGAAGCUUGAGUAAAACCUCAGCAACAAAGAAACUUAUAGGAAUCCGUCAGCCAUCAAAUCUGAUAUCUUCACAAUGAUUCUGUGUGUUCAAGGCCCAAGAGCUCAUUUGCCCGAUACCUCAGAUCCGAUGGUCCGCUUUCCGGUGGUGACCUUCUCUCAUCCUCGAUGUAUCCACGCUACCGUUACGUUAUGGGAACCUAGUAAAGAUUUGAGAGCCAUCACCAACAAUUUCUCCUAUUUGGAUGCCACAGGAUGGUACUGGGGUGCCAUCUCUGCCAGCGAGGCCCACUCUGUCCUACAGGGGGCAUCGGAGGGUACCUUUCUGGUACGGGACAGUAGCCAUCCUCUCUAUAUGUUGACACUGUCUGUUAAAACCUGCCGCGGGCCCACGAACGUUCGUAUUGAGUAUAGUCUUGGACGUUUCCGUCUAGACUCCAGUUCCCCAACCAAAUCUCGCCUGCAGUCCUUCCCUGACGUACCCAGUCUUGUUCAACACUAUGUGGGCUCCAGGACCGAGAAGCAGUGGGAAAAGAAUGAUGAGUCCAAUCCUGUAGCUUCAUCAACACCCAAGGAGUGUGCGGUGUUGCUAAAACUCAAAAGACCGAUCCACUGUCCUCAGGCCUUUCCUUCUUUGCAACAUCUUACACGCUUGGUCAUCAACAGACAUGCUACCUGCACUGAGAGCCUGCCUCUACCAAGACCGUUACUCCAGUAUCUACAGGAUUACCCAUUCCAGCUCUGAUAUUGCCAUGGAAAUGCACACCAUGGCCAAUCACAUGAGAUGGAUGUUGUUGUUCUUAUUAAGGAGGCAAACAGGGCCUGUAGGUUUAAACAAGAAUGUUUGGCCCCAAAGAGACAGAGGUUUGGAUCAAAAGCAGUGUUAUCCACUUGAAGAGCUGACUAUUUCAAUGAUCAGCAAGUCUAUCUCGAUAGAUGGGUACUUUGUUUAUAACCAAGGGUGAUUGAACCAAGCCAUAUCCAAAUAUUGACUCAUGAAGAGGCAAGUCAUGAAUCAACUUUGAUGUCAUGCUGCUAAAGAUGUGAGUGGUUAGACCACAGGCUUGGGGUUUAUGAUAAAUUUAAUGUUUGUGAAAAUUUGGUGAGGGUCAAAUGACCCCUUUAGUAACUGUUCUAAAUGAGAACACGCAGCUUGUCUGAAACUGAGAGCUCUCGUUAACCGCCAGCGCUUGGUCUUCAGCUCUCUUAAGGCAAGCUUCACUGCACUGCCUUGAAAGUGAAAUGUUUUUGACUAUUUUAAUCAUUAAGAUUUACAUAUUUUUUUCUAUUCCCACAAUGUGGAGUUUGUAUGUAUUUAUGGAUAAAAUCCUUACAUUUUAUAAUAAAACUGACAAUCAUGUUACAUGAAGUUCUGAUGUUUUAUCCUGGAUUUUUUUU